Messenger RNA from Aureobasidium pullulans EXF-150, 1732 nucleotides. RefSeq lists its product as uncharacterized. Bases 489 to 1253 code for a protein of 254 amino acids. NCBI's taxonomy places the organism in Eukaryota, Fungi, Ascomycota, Dothideomycetes, Dothideales, Saccotheciaceae. The transcript has a single exon. Gene Ontology annotation, cellular component: membrane; cytoplasm; mitochondrion. The record is from RefSeq and is a predicted model, not a curated record.
UUUGCUGUCGAUACGACCGUACAAAGAGAUGAGCAACACCGUACGCUCUCAGUGGACAUGCCUCUGGUUCAGUAAACAUUGUGUAUCUCUACAGCUAAAAUCGGCAGACAUCUGUACACGAGAUGCUGGUACGGAGCGCGUAUCUGCGUGCCGGGGACACGUCAGGCCUGAAGCACGGUAUGUCACGCAACAGGCGAUGGUCUGAUGUAAGCGGUCCUGCAACAUGUUCUCAAACCAGCCUACUACUACUUCCGACAGAUUGAGCGAACAGCGUGCUUUGUGACUUUCAACAAUGUCUAUACCGCUUUAUCAUAACAGUAAGUUGAUGCCAUACUCUUAUCAAUGACAGGAUCUCGGGCGCAAGCACGUCAGCUCCGGCGCGUUCUCGAAACCUUUCAACUCCGAGCCGAGAGCCGAGAUCGCCCAACAAUGUUGUUCUCCCUCUCUUGUCAAGAGAACACGAUGUCUUCACGAAAGAAGCCACCGAUAUGAAUACCUAUACCCUUGCUGGACGAGGCAACAGACUGCUAUUACGACUACGAUUGAACGGCCAGCGACGACUGAACUCCACAAAGCCCGAAGACAAAGCCAAAGAUGUGACUCCACCAACAACGAUUCCAGGACCAGGAAUGGGAUGGAUUGAACCAUUGAAAGAGCCAUUCAGGGCAUAUGGUCGCAUGCAACAUCGCUCACCAUAUAUAACACAACUAUCAACGACGUUGAUCAUCUACUUCUUGGGCGACCUCUCUGCACAAAAGGUCUCCAGUACAGAACCUUACGAACCCUCUCGAGGACUACGAGCGCUCGUCAUCGGCGGUAUAUCGUCUAUACCCAAUUACAAGUGGUUCAUGUUCUUGGGCAAUCACUUCAAUUACAAGUCGCAUGUAGCGUCAAUCGCGACCAAGAUCGUCAUCAACCAGACAUUCUUCACACCAUGCUUCAACACAUACUUCUUCGGCAUGCAGAGUCUGCUAUCGGGGCAGACGCUGGCACAAACAAAGCAAAGAGUUAUAGAUACUGUGCCGACGAGUUGGAGGAAUAGCUGGAAACUGUGGCCGGCGGUCACGGCAUUCAGCUUCACCUUCGUGGCACCGCAAUACAGGAGUGUCUUCGCUGGCGUCAUUGCGAUUGGAUGGCAGACUUAUCUGAGUUGGUUAAACAUGCAAGCGCAGAAAGAGGAGGAUGAGAAGGCGAGGGUCUCUGCUGCGGCGGCUCCUGUGACCGCUCCGUCGACGGCACUUCCUGCUGCAUGAACAUGAUGGAAUACAACAAGCAUGAUGCAACAGGAAGCUACAUCCUUCAUAAGCUACGGAGCUUUGGUCGGCAGUCAGCUGGACUUCAAAAGAGCCAGUAUACCCAUUGUCAAGGCUCGUAACCGCCAGCGACCUUGCGCGGUCUGCCUCAAGGAAGAAAGAGAGAAGAUUGUUGAUCAUGGAAUCAUUCCAUCUUCUCGAACCUGGUAAUGCUCUCCUCGGCUGUCGCAAUCCACAAAGGCGGUUGGGCAAGACUCAUGACUGUUGAGUAAUCAUACUGUGCAGGCGCUUUGCGAAUCGACUUAUCUUCUGAUCUAUGUCCUGCUGGUUGCUCUUGGUGGGACAUGUUCUGGAAAUGGUAAUUCUGAGAAAGGAAAGCAUGUUCAGGAAAAAGGAAAUGCGAUAGACAACUCGGAAAAGCAAGACCUACCAGAUAGAAAUACAGAACAAGUAAUCAAAGAAACAGCAUCAAACCAAAG